Molecule: messenger RNA, 2918 nt
Organism: Myotis lucifugus (little brown bat)
Lineage: Eukaryota; Metazoa; Chordata; Mammalia; Chiroptera; Vespertilionidae
Gene: BICDL1
Product: BICD family like cargo adaptor 1
Biological process (GO): Golgi to secretory granule transport; vesicle transport along microtubule
Source: RefSeq, a predicted model, not a curated record
UUGGCCGGCCGCGCUUCAGCACCCGCAGAGCCGGACAGCGCCUGCUGCAUGGAGCUGCCCGCCGCGGCCACGGACGCCGUCGGGAGCCCCGCCCGCCGCCGCGCCGUCUCCUUCCCCGGGGGCCCCGGGGAGCUGGAACUGGCGUUAGAGGAGGAGCUGGCGCUGCUGGCGGCCGGGGAACGGCCGUCCGACCCCGGAGAGCAGCCUGCGGCCGAGCCCGGGCCUCUGGCCGAGGAGGCCGGACUGCUGCCCCUGCCCGCCCAGGACCCCGAGCUGCUGUCGGUGAUCCGGCAGAAGGAGAAGGACCUGGUGCUGGCGGCCCGGCUGGGCAAGGCGCUGCUCGAGAAGAACCAGGACAUGAGCCGGCAGUACGAGCAGAUGCACAAGGAGCUGACCGACAAACUGGAGCACUUAGAACAAGAGAAACACGAACUAAGAAGACGAUUUGAGAACCGAGAAGGAGAGUGGGAAGGGCGUGUGUCCGAGCUGGAGAGUGACGUGAAACAGCUUCAGGAUGAGUUGGAGAGGCAGCAGGUUCACCUACGGGAGGCCGAUCGGGAAAAAACACGGGCUGUCCAGGAAUUAUCGGAACAGAACCAAAGGUUAUUGGAUCAGCUCAGCAGGGCAUCGGAGGUGGAGAGACAGCUGUCCCUGCAAGUCCACGCCCUCAGAGAGGACUUCCGGGAGAAGAACUCGUCCACCAGCCAGCACAUCAUCCGCCUGGAGAGCCUGCAGGCCGAGAUCAAGAUGCUGUUGGAGCAUCGUCUCAGCGCCACCUUAGAGGAGAACGACCUGCUCCAGGGGACGGUGGAGGAGCUGCAGGACCGGGUGCUGAUUCUGGAGAGGCAGGGCCAUGACAAAGACCUGCAGCUGCACCAGAGCCAGCUGGAGCUGCAGGAGGUGCGGCUCUCCUGCCGCCAGCUGCAGGGGAAGGUGGAGGAGCUCACCGAGGAGAGGAGCCUGCAGAGCUCGGCCGCCACCAGCACGUCCCUCCUGUCCGAGAUCGAGCAGAGCAUGGAGGCCGAGGAGCUGGAGCAGGAGAGAGAGCAGCUGAGACUGCAGCUCUGGGAGGCCUACUGCCAGGUCCGCUACCUCUGCUCCCACCUUCGAGGCAACGACAGUGCCGACUCGGCCGUCUCCACGGACUCCUCGAUGGACGAGUCUUCGGAAACCUCGUCUGCCAAGGACGUGCCAGCCGGCAGCUUGCGGACGGCCCUCAGCGAGCUCAAGAGGCUGAUCCAGAGCAUCGUGGAUGGCGUGGAGCCCCCGGUGACUCUGCUGAGUGUGGAGAUGACUGCACUCAAGGAGGAGAGAGACCGACUCAGAGUGACGUCUGAGGACAAGGAGCCGAAGGAGCAGCUUCAGAAGGCCGUCCGGGACCGGGACGAGGCCAUUGCCAAGAAGAACGCUGUGGAGCUAGAACUCGCCAAGUGCAAGAUGGACAUGAUGUCUCACAGCCAGCUGCUGGAUGCCAUUCAGCAGAAACUCAACCUCCAGCAGCUCGAGGCUUGGCAGGAUGACAUGCACAGGGUCAUUGACCGGCAGCUGAUGGACACGCACCUGAAGGAACGGAGCCGGCCUGCUGCUGCCCUCUCCAGGGCCCGUGGCGCAGGGCGUGGGGUCGAGCCCAGCACCGCUGAAGGCAAACGGCUAUUCUCAUUCUUCAGGAAAAUUUGAGUUGGGAGGAGCCAGGCCAGCGAGGACGGGUGGACUGGAGGCGAGGAAAGGGUGCGGGUGAGGCCGAGAGCACUGUGUUCAUGUGCAAGGGCUCCCCUGCUGGGCUCUGGGGCGCUGCCCGCCCGCACUGGGGCCAUGUCCUCCAGGAGAGCCUGCCUGGCCUCUGAAGGCCACCCUGGGUAGAGGGACAGGCAGGAGCCUGUCCCCAUGGCCCAGCCCAGCCCAGCCUGGGCACCCCUAGGAUCCGCUGCUGUUGAGCAGGGGCUCAGGCUGCCCAGAGCGACCCACCCCUCAGUGGCUCCCGUGCCCCACCCCAGGCUGCUGCCCUCCCUGUGGGAUCUGGGGAGCGGGAGAAACACGCCCUCUCUGCGUCCUCAGGAGGCUGCCCCCGGGGCCGAGCCUGCAGGGCACCACGCCCGGGCCUGAGCCUCCAUCCUCCCCAGCCCUGGCCCAGGGAGUAAGGGGAGGCGGCCCCUCACCCAUGUGCAUGCACCUCUGUCAGGAGCACCUCUAGGCAGGAGACCCAGCCUGUGGGGCCUGACGGCUGGGGCUGUUCUCGUGCGCUCGGCCACAGUGGGCUCUGCAAAGGCUUGGCCGAGGCCAUCCGAGCCCAGAGGAAGAAGGGCCUGCCCCCAGCGCCACUGCUCUCCCUCCCGGCCUGUGCCAGUGCAGGCCUCCCCCUCAGCCAGUCUUCUUGCAGGUCCUCUGCAGGCUUGAGCCAUCCAGCCCUUUCCCUUCAUGGGCCAGGGCUGGGAGGGGUCCCCGCCUCCCAGCCUCCUGCUCCCCUCACCUAUACAAGUUCUUGGUUCAGCCAAGCAAGUCCAGGACACAGAAUGGCCCCAGAAGGCUCUGCAGCCACCUCCACCUCAAGGGCAGCACUGUCACCACGGGCGAUGCCUCCAGAUACUGCCCACCAGGCCUGCGGAAGGACGAGUCCUGCAACUGCUGCUCCCUCGGCAGCCACGCACCUUCUGAGGAGGCCCUCGCUCAGAGGCACCGGCUGAGCCAGCCGCGAGCUGCCUCACCUGGGAGCAGCCCAGGAGGGAUGAGCGGAAAGAAUGUACCUAUAGAUAUGUACAUACCACAGUGCUGUACUUUUGUAUGUAGCAAUCAUGUAAAUACAUGUAUGGAUUUUAUAAUAUACAUAUUAUAUAUAAAUCUAUAAAUGCAUAUUUUUAGAAAAACAGCACACCACUGCUUCUUUUGAAAAUAGUCUCAGAAUAAAUUGAAUUUCUACAGAG